GUGUCAUGGCUUGCUGAAAUGACAUGGAACAACUCGAUUGCAUUAUCAUUACUGUACACGUAGUCAGUAUUCUAUCUGCUUUCAGCUGAGAAAAUGAAGAAAAACAAGGGAAAGGUGAACACCACUGAGAAGGAGUUUGUGUUUGGGUUCAGGGCAGGGAGGAAUGACUGUGUCCUCAAAGUACCUCUGCAAUUCCCUGUCCAAGAAAAUGUCAGUGACCUGCAUGGACGACUUAUGCUGCUGCACAAAAUACCUUGCGUCGUUGAGAAUGGUAAUGAUAUUUCCAUUCAACUAAAUGCAAUUAAAUGCAAAACCAAGCACAUUGAUAUAUUCAACAACUUACGGUCUCUAUUAUUCAUCCACACAUGCCUUUUGGUACUAAUACUUUGAUGUAUCUUGGUUUAGAACUGAAGAGCACACUGUCCAUGUUUAUUGAGGGCGAAACCAUCCAGGACUAUGACAGAGAAGCAGAGUUGGCCCUACAGAGACUGACAACAGGAGAGGUGGACAUCAACCAGCUUACAAACACAUGGGCCAAGGCCUACUCAGAGGUAAAAUAAUUACUCAAAACCAAAUGUUUACAAGCAUAUUUUCGUAUAAACUUCUUUGUCCCUAAAGCAGAAUUUGGUACACCACCGCCACCAGCCUGUAACGUUGACACCAGGCAUGAUGGUCCAUGAACCUAUGCUGGUUACGCCAAAUCCUGACUCUGCCAUCAGCAUGAUGCAACAGGAACUGGGAUUUGUCAGACCAGGCAAUGUUUUUCUACUCCUCAAUUGUCCAGUCUUGUUGAUCGCACGCCCACUGGAGCCGCUUCUUCUCGUUUUUAGCUGAUAGGAGUGGAACCCGGUUUGGUCGUCUGCUGCAAUAGCCCAUCCGUCGAGUUGUGUGUUCCGAGAUGCCGUUCUGCACACCACUGAUGUUCUGCACCGUUAUUUGUCUGUUUGUGGCCUGUUUGUGGCCCGCCUGUUAGCUUGCACGAUUCUUGCCAUUCUCCUUCGACCUCUCUCAUCAACAACCUGUUCGCCCGCAGGACUGCCACUGACUGGAUAUUUUUUGUUUGUAGCACCAUUCUCGGUAAACCCUAGACUCUGUUGUGCGUGAAAAGCCCAGGAGUGCAGCUGUUUCUGAGAUACUGGAUCCGGCGCGCCUGGCACCAACGAUCAUACCACGCUCAAAGUUGCUUAAGUCACUAGCUUUGCCCAUUCUAACGUUCAAUCAAACAGUAACUGAAUGUCUCGAGGCCUGUCUGCCUGUUUUAUAUAGCAAGCCACGGCCACGUGACUCACUGACUGUAGGAGCGAUCCAUUUUCGCGACCGGGGUGAUGUACCUAAUAAACUGGUGAGUGUAUAUGUGAUCGUACACAAAUGUAAGCAAGGUUUGAAAUAAUUAUGUUUUAGUCAAAUGUUAUAUCUGUUUUGGGCUUCUUGCUGUCAAUUUGCAGUCUACAAAUUAUUUGCAAUUAAGUUCCGGCCCCCUGACCAUCCUCUCAAGAAAAAAUCGGCCUGCGGCUGAAUCUAGUUGAUGAUCCCUGUCCUAAAGCUUCUAGCCCCUCCCUUGUCCCUGCUUCUGUCUUUCCCUCUCUUCUUCUCCCACAUCCCUCGCUUCUGUCUGGUAGUGUCCCACCCACUAAUUUUCUCAUGUCCUCAUGUUGUCCACCUCAAAUUACAGAAGUAGAUGACACGGUUGUAUAUAUGUAUGUAUGCAUUUCACUACACCCGCAAUAACAUCUGCUAAAUAUGUGUAUGCGACCAAUAAAAUGUGAGUUGUACAGUGCAACCUGUAUUCCUAUGCUAUUUUUUGUGUUGAACAAUCCAAUUAUCUCAAAGACGAGCUAGAGAAGUGUUAGCGUACUGUGCAUCCUGAUUAUAUUAUCUUCAGUGUCUUAGCUGUUGUCAUAGAUCAUUAUAUUGAUACAGGAUGUCAGUAAGUCACAGAGAGUUGACUGCUCCUUAAGUUUGGAACAAUGUAUCAAAGAUUUGGCAAAAGUUGCCUGGAGUUGCCAAGUUGUAGUGUUUGACUUUGAUAAGAUGCACCUCAUCGAUUUGAUACACUGCAGGGAAUGUUGCAAUUCUUUGCAAGACCUUCAUCAUCUGUCUGACAGUCUGAAGGGUAUAUUGUAAAUCAUUAAAACAUCUGUGGUCUGAUGAGAGAUGUUAAUAGACAUGAUGGUUUUCAAUUGAAAUGGAUCAAAGAGCGGAGACUCCUCAUGAAAAAAUCCCUUUGAAACAGAAUAUCUUCCCUAUUUUGGUCAACGAGAUCAUCUGCUUCAUGCACUUCAAAGCUCUGGACUUUAGAUUCUGCUGCCACUUGCUCAAGCACUUAUAAAAAGAAAGAAGGCUGCCCCUCCUAUAAAGCUCUGUUGGCUCACUGCUGUGGUGCAUACGGGAUUACCAUGAACAUUUUACUGCACUAGCACAGAAAUACUCAUGGAUGCUGUCCAGUGUAUUUUAAGGAACUCCAAAGGUAUUUUAAUGUCAUGUUUGUUGCAUAAAGAUUCCUGGACAUGUAUUAAUAGAGGAAGUUCACACUCUAAAUACUAUUCCAUACAUUCUAAAUAUGACAUUAGUAUGAGGUCGCUCUCUUAGCUUUGCCUCUAUUGGGUUUGUUAAGGAGAACCACCUAAUGCUUUUCAGACUGUCCAGUCACAAUUGUUUUCUGGGUCUUCCAUACCAUACUGUGUCACUCACUUCUGCACUUCCUACAAUUUCCUGUGAUCUACUGAACAAUGUUUUCCUGUGAUUUUCCUUCGCUCUCAGAAGGUUACUCCCACACCUCAAUGCCAUCAUUCUCUUUUGCUUGUUACUCUUUAGAUCACGCUGAAAUGUGGUCGUCCUGAGGAGCCCAGCUGGGAUGAGGACUUUGCAGAUGUUUACCAUGAGCUCAUCCACUCCCCGGCCUCUGACACCCUGCUCAACCUGGAACACAACUACUUUGUCAGUGUCUCAGAGCUCAUCAGUGAGAGAGACAUGGAGCUGAAGAAGUUACAAGAGAGGUUGGUAUGACCAUAGAGAAGAGUCCUCAAGUGCAAAGUAGCCAAUUCAAUCAUCGUAAUUGAAGUAAGUGUCAUAUAACAAAUGCCUAAAGUGUUUUGCAUUGUUCUGUUUUCAACUCCCAGACAGGCAACAGAGAUGGACAAAGUCAUGCAGGAACUGGGAAAGACCAUGACUGACCAGGAUGUAAAUGCAGUUGCAUCUCAACACUUCGAUGCGCAGCAGGUAAGACACAGAGCCAAUCUGGUUGGCCAUUUGAGCUACAAGCAUUGCAAUGUUCUAUGCACAAAGAUACACAGUCAUAGAGAUGUACGAUUGGUGAUUCUUCUGUCUGGUCAGGUGCUGGAGAACAAGUGGGCCAAUGAACUGAAACAGGUGACUCAAAUCCAGAAGCAGGAGUAUCAGGAGUGGGUGAUCAAACUGCACCAGGACAUGCAGAACCCCAAUAACAGCACUAUUAAGUAAGUGUGUGUGCUUGUGAAUGCAUGUGUGCAGAAAUGUAUUCUCAAUUGUUUUUUAGGGGGAUGUUCCUUGAAAUCUCACUAACACCUUCAUUUCUCACAGUGAAGCAAAAUUGGUUAAAUCAAGAUAAUGAAUAGUCGAGUCAUGUUCUUAAGUGCUUAGAUGGGAAAGAAAGCCUGCAGACACAGUUGAAUGAAAUUUGCAAACACAGCAGCACUUUUAAAUGCACACUCAAGAGGCAUAGAAAUAGCAUCCUAGCUAAAAUAAAUGUGUUUUCCUUUGUUAUAUAUGGUUUAAUUCUUUUUUUAUGUGCAGUGUAGUUUGUCAGUCCCAAUGCACCUGAUCUGGGGUUGGUUUGUAGCCCUGUGUCCAUUCAUUUUCCAGCCUGGUUCCAGAUCUGUUUGUGUUGUCUUGCCAACUUCUAUGCUCAUUGGCGUGGGAAAGACAGCACAAACAGAUCCGGGACAAGGCUAGUCAUCUUGUGAACCGUAUCCUUUACAGUGUGAUGUUGUGUUUGUCAGUGAGGAGAUCAAGGUGCAGCCCAGCCAGCUAACAGAGGAGGCUGAGCCUGGGGCCAGGCUGUACGAGGAGCAGCGACAGCUGGAGGAGAGCUUCACCAUCCACUUAGGUACUAUACUGUCUGUGUCUCCAUGCAAACACUGCUGCCUGCUCCAACAAGCCCAGGAUAAAAAUAAACCCUGAUGACAGCUAAUGUAUUUAUACUGAACUUCCUGACAUCGUAAAAUGUAAAGACAUCCUGUACAUUAUAUAUUUUUGUGUUUGUUUCCUUAUGUAUUUUGAUGGUGUUGUUGCUGUGGUGUUGUCCAGGUGCACAGCUGAAGACAAUGCACAACCUGCGACUGUUGCGGGCGGACGUACUGGACUUCUGUAAGCACCGUCGGCAUGGCAGCAGAGGGACCAAGCUGCGGCGGCUGCAGACGGCUCUGUCGCUCUACUCCUCGGCCCUGUGUGGCCUGGUAUUGCUGGUGGACAACAGGGUCAACUCCUACAGUGGCAUCAAGAGAGGUGAGAGGUCAGGGGACAAAAUAAAGCAAGGGGACCACCCUGUUAAGUGAGAGGAUGAAACACAUUUAUCAUCUGAAUAAAUUCAAUCUUUCUUAUUGCCAUGACCGCAUUUGAAGGUGUUUUGCUUUGGCUUGAUGGCACCAGUGAGUUGGACGUUUUAGCAUGAUUUAGCAUUUUCAAAUUACGAUAGCUCAUAAAAGUUUUACUUUUACAUUUAAGUCAUUUAGCAGACGCUCUUAUCCAGAGCGACUUACAGUUAGUGAGUGCAUACAUUCUUUUUUAUACUGGCCCCCUGUGAGAAUCGAACCCACAACCCUGGCGUUGCAAACGCCAUGCUCUACUGAGCUUCAUCCCUGCCGGCCAUUCCCUCCCCUACCCUGGACGACACUGGGCCAAUUGUGCGCCGCCCCAUGGGUCUCCCGGUCGCGGCCGGUUUUGUCACAGUAAAAACACACGCCAUUCCCUAAACCUCCAUAACCAUUGUGAGAUUUUAAUGAAUCAACGUAAUGAAUCCACAUCAUCAUGUGUUUAUGUGUUUUCCCCAGACUUCGCCACAGUAUCUAAAGAGUGUACAGACUUCCACUUCCCUCGGCUUGAUGAGCAGCUGGAGGUCGUCCAGCAAGUGGUGCUUUAUGCCCGGGCUCAGACCAGCAAGCACAAAGACCAGCCUGGUGAGUCAGUCACAUACACCAGCAGCCCACCACUGUUGAACAGUCAAUCACACUGCUGAGAGUGUUUUUUCAUCAUUAUACUGUGUAUACCCAAUAGCUAAAAAAAUUUUACCUGCAAAGAGAAAUGGACAACUUUCCAUCAUUUACAUUUACAUUUACAUCAUUUAGCAGACGCUCUUAUCCAGAGCGACUUACAGUUAGUGAAUACAUAUAUAUAUAUAUAUAUAUUUUUUUUAUACUGGCCCCCCGUGGGAAUCAAACCCACAACCCUGGCGUUGCAAACGCCAUGCUCUAUCAACUGAGCUACAUCCCUGCCGGCCAUUCCCUCCCCUACCCUGGACGACGCUGGGCCAAUUGUGCGCCGCCCAUGAGUCUCCCGGUCGCGGCCGGCUGCGACAGAGCCUGGAUUCGAACCAGGAUCUCUAGUGGCACAGUUAGCACUGCAAAGCAGUGCCUUAGACCACUGCGCCACUCAGGAGGCUAAGCUAACAUAACUUGCCAAUAUGGCCUUGUGGUAUCACAGUGAAAAAGUCUGUACAAGGAUGCGUUAAUUCACUUGUAUUUCUUCCCCAGAAUUACAUGAUGAUUGAGAUGAGUGUUCUCUGUAAGAAGACUGGAUAGAGAGUGAUGAUGUAACUAUGGAAUACAGGUAACUGCCAAAGUAAAGGAAACACCAAAAGUAGUAUGGUGUUGGGCCACCACAAGCCACCAGAACAGCUUCAAUGCGCCUUAGCAUAGAUUCUACAAGUGUCUGUAACUCUAUUGGAGGGCUGCGACACCAUUCUUCCACGAGAAAUUCCAUCAUUUGGUGUUUUGUUGAUUUACUCAAGUGUUUCCUUUAUUUUGGCAGUUACCUGUAUAUAAGGUAGAGUUAGAACAAUGUUAAAGAUCCUGCUGGCCCAGUGAAGUAAUGUUUGUUCAACAUUCGAGCAAGGGCAAAGUCAAUGGCAUGUUGGCCAUACAUACUUGGGGAUUAUGUCAGGACAGAAGGGACAAUACUUUUUUGACAUCAUAGCCAACGUGUGUUGUCGGAAACCUCUGUCAAGAUCCUUAUCACAAUGAAUCCACAUUGAAUGGCUGUUUAAGUGGAGAGAUAUCAGAAAGCUGAGUAUAGAAACAUUCCUCCUGGCUAUCAGGCCUUAUACGGAUGGGCCUAUGACCUCUGUUGUUGCUAUUGUCAUUUAGUUCCUGAAAGGUCAUCUUUGCACUAGUUUUCCAUACAGGAAAUGCUAAACUCAUCUCUUGUUUUCCCAUUGACAGAGGUUCCUAGGAAUGGAAGUAAUAGUGAAGAUAAGAACCAAAAUGUGGAAAAGAAUUAUUCCAAUAUUUUACCAGGUAAAGUAAGACUGAAUACGUGAUUUUGUCUUAGCUUAAAUCUUUAAGGGGCAAAUCCUAACUUUGUGAAUUGAUGUCAAUGGGAGACUAGGUGAACAUUUGGCUUAAGUGGAAGAAAGGAUUCGCCCCUAAAUGGAACUGACCUUAUUAGAAAUAGGCUAAGUCAUUACUAAACUUUAUCUACUUCUGUCAUCCUCUCCAGGUGAAUUCUACAUCUCCCGCCACUCCAACCUGUCUGAGGUCCACAUAGUGUUCCACCUGUGUGUGGAUGACAAUGUGCGCUCAGGCAACAUCACGGCCCGGGACCCUGCCAUCAUGGGCCUGCGCAACAUCCUCAAGGUCUGCUGCACGCAUGAUGUCACCACCAUCACCAUCCCUCUGCUACUGGUCCAUGACAUGUCAGAGGUAAGAGAGAGCCUUAUGUUAUAUGUGUAAAAGCAGAAGGUAAUAUAUAUAAUUUACCUCCAGGUCCCAGAAGUCGAUUCAUAAUGCAUGUACAGCAUAGUACAUUAGGUACAGGUGAGAGAUGACAGUUAGUUAUACAUAUGCAAUGCUGUAUGUGUAAUUGGUGCAGGGCUUGACAUUAACGCUUCUCCGCUUGCCCGGGGAAAGUAAAACAAAUUGUUGGACAAGCAGAUUAUAGAUAGAAGUUGUCCGAAAGGACAAAAAUCACAAUAUCAUUCAAUUAGGCUACUCCGAUCAGAAUUGGAUCAAAGUGUCCUGCGAUGUGUUGCGCACUCUCCUCCCAAUCUCUGCAGAUCGCAUUGGAGUAUAAUUAUUGUAGUAUUGACAGGCAUGAGCAGUCUUUCAAUCAUGCAGUCGCGAGAUGCAUUUUUGAGAUAAGUGUGCACAUUUGUUGAUAUUCAUUGCUAGUUAGUGACUUAUUUGCCCAGUUAUAGCAAAUUUUUGGUCAGCAAUGAAAAUCCUGGAAAAGUCAUGGUGUGUGCAUCACCUGCGUGUGUGCCAGUGCGAGUGGGCCAUUGCCAGAGGAGAGAGAGAGAGCGAGACAUUGCGCAGCAGGUAAAACUAGAUAACCAGCCAAACUACACAAUAUGUUUUGAAUUGCUAGUUAACUAUUUAGCUAUUAGCAUGUAUUAAUGUCAUUGUCAUGUCCAAUGUCCUAAAAUAACUUUCCACCAGCACCGUGUAUAACCGCCAAUGGCUGACACGCAGCUGAUACGGGUGCGCAAAUGCUGCGUACUCCGGUUGUAAAACUGUCUCUCAAACGCUCAAAAUUGGGUGUUGAGAAAUAAUUCUGACACCGUUGGAAAGCUAAGAUUCUCCUCUACUCAAUAUUGGUCAUGUAAUUCUGACAAAGUAAAAACAUAUUCUUAGAAUAGCCUAAUUGUCAAGUAACUCCUAUGCUUUCAAGAUCUCCCCUGAACACUGAAUAUUUUAGCCUUUCAUAAACAUGUCUUAGUUAGCUACCUUGCCCACCUUAGCCAUUUGAUCACUGGUUCAUUGAAUGAGGUUAUCAUUUUAUAAAGACAUAAAAAGUAUUUGGUUGUAAUUGGAAUGUUGCAGGGUGGCCAACCAUCCUCCAGGAGAGUACAGGAGAGCUACUGGGGGUGCAGGCUUUUACUCCAGCCCUGCAUGAACACACCACAUUGUAAAAAAUCAGCUGCUCAACAGGACUUUCAUAAGCUAACUCUAGUGUGUUUGAGCAGGGUUGUAUCAAAAGCCUGCACACCCAGUAGCUCUUCGGAUGGAGGGUUGACGGACCACAUGUGUUUUAUACAGUAGCCUAUCAAUGCAGUAUUCUACUUUGUGGGGGGUUAGGGUUUGUGCUUUGCUCAAGGCUGCAACGGCAGGAGAUAUAAUACACAGGAUCAGAGACCAGCAGCAUUUCAUUGUCAAUACCAAUUAAUGUAUUUUAUGAAGUGGUUCCUUGCAUCAUACAACAUCCUUUUCAGUCAUGGUUUUGGCCCAUGGUGUUAAAGACCAUUUUUGGGGGGGACAAGUGACUUGAGCUUUCGGAUAAGUAAAAAAAUCUGUCCUACUUGUCCGAAGGACGUGGCUAAAAAAGUUAAUGUCAAGCCCUGUGGUCCUGUGUGAUUUAUCGAAGUUAAGGUCACAGUUAUCAUUACGCUACAGUCUGCUUUGUUAUGAACACCAAUCAAAAUAGUUUUUCUGUCCAGGAUUUUGGCAAUGGUGAUGUUUUAUAGAAGAAAAUGGGUGUGUGAAGGGAUUUGAUAACUUAUCUAGAUGUGCAGUCAAUGUUUUCACAAGCUCUAAAAAAAAAAGAAUCAAUGUAACCUGAAUUACGAGAAAUGGUUGAAUCACCCAAUUUUAUAUUUAACUUUAUGGUGUAUGAUUCACAGUUGUUUUGUGAGUAAACCCAGUGAACUGACCACUCCUCAUUCCAUGGUUAGAUGAUUAGUGGGGGAAGGAGAAAUGAAUGAAAAAUAGACUGACGAAGAAGGAGAGGAGGAGUAAUGAAUGUGUCCUAUUUCCGGCCUUAGGAACUGAUUUGUCUUUGAGUGCCGCCAUGCCCCUCCUGCCCUUCAAUUAAACAGGGGUGUGGGCAUCAGUCUGUUGUCCGCAUCCCCAGUGUCGUAGUGGCAUGAUACUAUCUCCCUUUUCGACCUCCUCCUCACGUCUCUCUGCUUGUUUGUUCAGUACAACCUCAGCAGUGCUCUGGCCUGUUCAUCUCUGGUUGUGAACUCUCCUUAGCAUUUCCUCCAUUCUGGAGUAGAGGAGGAGGGGAAAAGCGGGAGUCUUGAACUGUUGCGUUUACUCAAACUCUUGAGUAUACAGCGCUCGGUACACACAGAUCAGAGCGGGGGAACAGCGGUAGCAUUGAUAGACAGCAGCACUCCUGAGUCCACAUGGAGGCACCCAGAACUGAAAAACAACCAUUACUCAAGAAGCUGCUGCCUGAUGUAGAAUAGACGUCCUCACUGCGGUGCAGAGAGGGCCUUCUCCUUAUCAUGCCACAACAUGCCUGAUGUGGAGUAGACCUCCUCACUGCGGUGCAGAGAGGGCCUUCUCCUUAUCAUGCCACAACAUGCCUGAUGUGGAGUAGACCUCCUCACUGCGGUGCAGAGAGGGCCUUCUCCUUAUCAUGCCACAACAUGCCUGAUGUGGAGUAGACCUCCUCACUGCGGUGCAGAGAGGGCCUUCUCCUUAUCAUGCCACAACAUGCCUGACGUGGAGUAGACCUCCUCACUGCGGUGCAGAGAGGGCCUUCUCCUUAUCAUGCCACAACAUGCCUGACGUGGAGUAGACCUCCUCACUGCGGUGCAGAGAGGGCCUUCUCCUUAUCAUGCCACAACAUGCCUGACGUGGAGUAGACCUCCUCACUGCGGUGCAGAGAGGGCCUUCUCCUUAUCAUGCCACAACAUGCCUGACGUGGAGUAGACCUCCUCACUGCGGUGCAGAGAGGGCCUUCUCCUUAUCAUGCCACAACAUGCCUGACGUGGAGUAGACCUCCUCACUGCGGUGCAGAGAGGGCCUUCUCCUUAUCAUGCCACAACAUGCCUGAUGAAACGUCUUCUCUCAAGUCAAAGCAAGAGCUUGCUCACAAAUGUACUCUGUGUGGUAUUCUCGCUUCCUAAGCUGCAGGAACCAAAUAAUCGUAAUUAUCCGUCUCCUUUUAUAAUCUUCUUUUCCAGUGCUUUUUCCAACUGACAAAUUGUAUUUUUGCCCAGCUCAGGCCUAUAUACAGUGGCAUAAUGACCAGCUAGUUGGUCAAAGGAACCAUUGAAGGCAAUGAGCUGUACACCCAGAGAUGUCUUUCAAGGAACAUUCCUUUUCUUCUUUAUGAAAAGCUGUUGUUUGACAAUGUCAGGCAGGCAGAAGAGAAGGGAACAGUGAGGGGAUGACAGAGGAUAGAAGGUUCAUCAUGUUCCACCAUCCUGUGGCCUGACUGAGUCCUUUUAUUCUCUCCCCUGCAGGAGAUGACUAUCCCAUGGUGCCUGAGGCGGGCUGAGCUGGUCUUCAAAUGUGUCAAAGGUUAGAGAGUAAGAUGUACCAGGGACAUUUUCCCCUCUUGUGUUACCUCUGAGACCUCUCAGUCCUAACUUAAGAUGUUUCCCUCUGCAGGUUUCAUGAUGGAGAUGGCAUCGUGGGAUGGAGGGAUCUCACGGACAGUCCAGUUUCUAGUUCCACAGGUAAGAAAACAGGUUUGACUGGCUGCUGCUGAUCUGGCCAGAACCUCACUGACUCAGACAUAGCAUGCAUUAUAUUGCGGAAUAUAUACUUUUAGCAACAUUAUUCAGGUUUAUAACUGUAUCAUUACAGUUGAACGUACACACCCAGACAGGUUAGAUGUCUCUGUCAGGUCUCAGAAAACAACAUCAAAGCAACCAGUCAGUAUUCAUUAUUCAGGGCUGAUUAGUCUUUGGCACCACUCAUAUAACUAUUAUUAUAGGUUGAUAAAUUGUUGCCUGCCAAAUGUGAUUUAGUGAAGCCCCAGGAUGAACCCUAUUUGAAGCGCAAACAAGUACUUGAGGAGAGGAUUCUGAUCAUAUCUUUCAGAACAGGAAGUUAAACACACAUUGGAGUUGGAGCAAUUGCUUGUCCCAGCCAUUUAGCAUCCAACAAUAGUACCCCUGUACAGUAUGUCUCACAAAGGCACAGCUGGUCUUGCAUACUCUCCAAAUACACUCUGUAGUGUACACAGUGUACCUACAUUCAAUUUACCAUCACAAAAAAAGAUUCCGGAAGCUCAACAUAAGACAUGUACCUUGGGCUCAUUCUACAGUGUCACUAUGUGAUGAAAAUGUUAUGAUGAUGAUGAUUAUUAUUAUUAUUAUUAUUAUUAUUAUUGAGUUGUUUAAGUCGAAUAAUAAUAUGCUGACUGCUCCUAUAUGUAUUAUUUUGUAAAUGGAUUCUGUUAAUAGUUCAGUAAAGUUUAAAAGCAACGUACUGGCCGUCUACUCAUCUACAUCUCACCGAAUAAUAAGAGAGGAAUUAUAUUCUGGAGCACUCUUAUUUCUCAAUAGAAGCAUCCACCUUCAUUAAUGUGGCUCUGUUAUGGGUUAGUUAUAUAAUUAUUUGGUUACAGGCAUGGGUGAGGUUGUGUCCCUGUAGAGAGGGUCACCUAUAGUAGGAGUACAUGUUGACAGUCUUGGGAUAAAACCAGCAUCAAAGGCCCUAACAGCAUUUACGGCUGCCAGCCUUACGCUCCGACACCAUUCAAAAUAGCACCUCUAAAACAGCUUUGUUUUGUACACCUCAACCGGACACGUAGAUCUAAAUAUACGAGUAGUAGAAGAGUUGUGAGGGGAGACAUUAAUACUUAAAAUGCUUAUUUGAAGCCAUGCUACCUAUUGAAGCGACAGCUGUCAGAGAACACAUAAUUUGAGUAUCUUGACUGGUUCCAAGGGAAAUGGGACAUCGAGCAAAAGGUGGCGUUGAGCUAAAGCAGGUUAGGUGGUCGUUAACACUUGCUGUUGUACACGUACAAGCAAAACAAUGUAUGUUGUGAAUUUGAAUGUUAAGAUGUCUUGCAUGUUAGUAGUUUGUAUCUGUGUAGGCUACUCUAUCUUGGAAAGCGGCCGUUCCAUGUGUUCAUCCAUUCCAAUGUACAUUAAACAUUGAUGUCUACUUUGUCUGUGUUUUAUUGACAGAGUAUCUCUGAGGAGAUGUUCUACCAGUUGAGCAACAUGCUGCCUCAGAUCUUCCGCGUCUCCUCCACCCUCACGCUCACCUCCAAGCGCUGACGGAGACACAGGGCCAAUCACAGCGGCUUGGCAACUGUCAACACCAUGCAGUUUUUAACAGACAGAUUCUAUGGCCUCUUCCGCAUCAUGCUAUAGCAAUUAGCAUUUCAGUCUUGCAGUCUGUGGUUAAGUAUUAUUAUAAGUCACAGUUGAAUGAGUCUACCAUCAUGAAAAUAAACUAACCAAAGGAAUGACUCUACUCUCAGAUUGUUAAAGCACUCCAGUCAAAAGUAUGGGUUUCAGUGCUUUUGUAUUGCAAUUAUUUUACAAUAUAGAGAGGGGCCUCAAGAGUUUUGAUAAUUGAGUUCCCUCUAACCUAUUUAAAUAGUUGCAUUUCACAGAGGUUAGUGUGAUGGAUGACUGUCACUUGAUUUAGUGAUCCCUGUAUAAUUGGCAUCAUCUUGGGGCAAGGCGACAUCAUCUUGGCCCAUCUUCCCAAAAAAGAUGGAUUGUGUUGUUGCCGAGACAAGCAUUUUGCAGGUGUGUGUGUGUGUGUGUGUGUGUGUGUAUACUGCAUUGCAGUGAAUUAUAGUGAGGACUCUUUGUCAUCAGCCAACUCCACCCCAGUAACAGCAGAGGGCACUGUUUACAGUUACAGUUUAGUCAUUUAGCAGACGCUCUUAUCCAGAGCGACUUCCAAUUAGUGAGUGCAUACAUUUUUCAUACUGGCCCCCGUGUUCUCAGAGAUAAAGACCCCACACUGAAAGAUGAUGUUUAAUCUACUGCGUGCCAAAACAUUGACUUAAACAUUUACUAUGAGACACAGAAAGUUGGCUUCUUAUGUUGUUGCAGCUUAAACUCUAUAGAUCAUACCCCUGAAUGUUUGCCAAACACAUUUUCAGCACUUCAACUUAUUUUUGAUGUGCCAUUCCAAUUGACUGAUCACGACGCACUGUACACUGAUCAUAAUGUACUGUUUACACCCAUAUCUGUACUAUAUGUUUUUAGUAGAAAUGUAUGUAAAAAGUGUUUAAACUUUAUAUUACUGGUCAAUGCGACUCUAUCCUGAAUCUCUGUGAAAUAAUGUUUCAGAUUUUACAUUCAUUUGUUUUUUUACUGGGCCUGUAAACAUUGGAGUAUAGCCUACUGCAUAUUGCAGUUUGUGCACAAUUUAAUUAACUGUUUAUGAGUAAUCCACGAUCGGCUAAUAUACCUGAAGCUAAUAUGACAUAGUAAUUACAUUCCUCCAUGUCUGUUUGAAUUAAGUCAUUUUAGUUGGAUUAAAUCAUUUCUGCUUGUCAGAGGUUUGCCUGCCAUGAUGAUCAGCGACAGUAUUAAGAUGAUUAAACGGAUCAAGUGCACCAUCAAAAGUGUCUUCUUUCAAGUGAAAACAGAUGGCUGUGGCUGUGGGCAUUCUCCCCAGAGCGCCCCAGUCGGUGUCGUGUUAAAACCUGCUGCACUGUUAAUACCGUACUGCACUGGUGAGAACCCGCAAAAUGCUACGGAAAUGUGUCACCGAAUGCCUAGCAUUCUUGGCAUUGGUCUCGGUGGCCUUAAGUAUUGGGUUCCCUGGGGCAGAGGGACAAUGGUGCCGACUCAGCAGCAUCAUGCCCCGGCCGGACCCCGUGCCUGUCCCUCCUCCUUCCUGGUGUUGUGUGCAGCAAGGCAGCCUAGAUGUCAGAGCAACACACACACACACAGGUUCUUUGACGAGGACAGCAAAUCCCUGGAACAGCUGACCCCCUAGGGGGCUGAUUGGCUGAUCAGGUUCCUGGGUUUAGGUACACACCAA
Messenger RNA from Coregonus sp. 'balchen', 13886 nucleotides. The record is from the annotation of a GenBank genome assembly. Lineage: Eukaryota; Metazoa; Chordata; Actinopteri; Salmoniformes; Salmonidae.